AUGCCAGACAAUACUAUUAUUCAGUUUAAUUCUUUAGAUAGCGAUGCCAAAACUCUAUCAAUUAGUUUUGAAUAUCAAAAUGUUGGAUAUACUAUAAAAUUUCCACCACCUGAGACUGAUAUUUCAAAAGGACAUACAAAAAAAAACCAUAUAUCCGUUUUUUUUUUAUUUCGUGCACAUAUACAAGAAUGUUUACAAGGCAGUAUUGAAGGCAAUAAUCAGCGUGCUAAAAACAGGAAUAUUUCAAAAUUAUCUUCUAAAAUCUGGAAAAAAUUACCAUAUACAUUUAAACAUGAGUUCUCAAAAUAUACAAAUAGAGUAAAUGAAUAUAGAACUUCCAAGGUGCAGAAUUCAUUUACUAGUUCUGAUGUUAGUAAACAACAAAGUUAUUAUCAGAAAAGGGCUUAUGAAGAUAUUCGCCACACAGCCUAUAGUGAGAAUGUGACUAACUAUGCUAUUAAUAACCAUCUAAAAAACGAGUCCAGCAUCUUGGAAACCACAGCUUUCACUUCACGAAUGGAAGAACCUAUACCACUGGCAAAUCUUUCAUUUCAACAUUUAUUUCAGAAUGGACAUGAAGAAUAUGAAUUUGGGAGAGUUAAAUUAACUCAUUCGAAUGUAGACGAAACAUUGUAUUUAAAUGUGAAUACCACCAACUCUCUUGAAGAUCUAAAUUCAAUACCAUCUGCUUAUUAUGAAACUCAAAGCCUGAUGAAUUCUAAUGCAUGCGAAAUGCAUGGUAUGGAAAGUCUUAAUAUUAAUUCAUUAAAUUUCUUUAAAUCCACACCGCUCCAACUUCAGGCGGAUUUUUCGUGCCAAUCUUUGGUUACUCCGAAUGAACGCGAAGUGCUCAAUACAGAGAAUACAUUAACACCCGAUAUUAAUUUAGUGCCAUUUUGGGAUUCAUACGCUUUUGAUAUUAGAUCUAAUAAUUUUGUUAAUUCUGUUAAUCACAAUCUAUAUGAAAAUGAUUGGUUGGUAUAUGAGGACACACAAUUAAACUCUUCGUUUGAAUUAGCAAUCCCUAACAGACAUGAAGUGGAUAGUACGGAGGGUAUUUCGGAACUUAUUAGCCUAUUAAAUAUCUCCGAACCUGCAUUUUCUCAUAUGGUAGACUCAAACGGAUAUGAGAGGGCUCAUCAACAUCAGAUGCUAAUGCAAGGAAUUUGUAGGACAGCGUUAUAA
This is a messenger RNA of Dentiscutata erythropus, 1185 nucleotides long. The record is from the annotation of a GenBank genome assembly. Lineage: Eukaryota; Fungi; Glomeromycota; Glomeromycetes; Diversisporales; Gigasporaceae.